Molecule: messenger RNA, 1522 nt
Organism: Andrographis paniculata
Lineage: Eukaryota; Viridiplantae; Streptophyta; Magnoliopsida; Lamiales; Acanthaceae
Product: polyadenylate-binding protein-interacting protein 9-like
Exons: 11
Coding region: 447-1244 (265 amino acids)
Molecular function (GO): RNA binding
Source: RefSeq, a predicted model, not a curated record
ACAAACAAAGGGAAGUGGAGAAAAGCCACUAGGCUACAUUGCCAUAACCCACCACCGUCAGCACCACUGCAACUCGUGAUCAUCGUCAAAUUUUCCUUUUAAGACAUUUUUGCACUCUUAAACCAUCGCUGAUUUUUGUGUAAUUUUUCCGCUGAAAAUGAGAUUGGGGUGGGUUUUGGUGUGUAGGCGCUGAGGGAAUCCAAUUUGAUAAUAAAUUAGAGAUUAUCCAGACCCGGGAAUCGAGAGUAAAGGCACUUUCUUGAUUCAUCUCUACUCAGAGUGGAACAAUUAGCUCGGCGCCUUCGUCUCCCAAAGAAUCCGCUCUCCAUAAGGAUGAGAAACACGAUGAUCAAAAUUCUGUGGCAUCUGGGGAGAGUGAAUUGUCCAAUAGUGUUGUUAAAGAGUCUGGUCUGAAUUCAGACGGGAAUUUGACAUCUGGGAAGAAAAUGGAGGAAUUUGUUGCUGAUAUGUUGAAGAAACUGAAGCUGAAUCCCCAGGCGGAGGAGUUCUUUCCUUCUUAUUAUCAUCAAGGCCAAUUUGGGGCGUACAGUUUUGUGCCUGUUGAUAAGGAUUUUGGAAAUGAUGGUUUCCCCAAUAAUCGAAGGAGAAGAAAUAACAAUGGCAUUGGUAAGAAGAGAAUGGGUGGCAGAGGUUACAGAGCUCAAAGAGAUGACAGUAUUAGACGAACUGUCUAUGUUUCUGACAUUGAUCACAAUAUUACUGAGGAACAGCUUGCUGCCUUAUUCAGUGGCUGCGGACUGGUUGUUGAUUGCCGAGUUUGUGGUGAUCCAAACUCUCGUCAUCGCUUUGCUUUUGUGGAAUUUUCUGACGAGCAAUCUGCUAGAGCUGCACUUACAUUUUCUGGGACUCUAUUAGGUUUCUCUCCUCUGAAGGUCCUGCCUUCUAAAACUGCCAUUCUUCCCGUGAAUCCUACUUUCCUUCCCCGGUCAGAGGAUGAACGAGAGAUGUGCGCAAGGACUGUCUAUUGUACAAACAUUGAUAAGAUGGUGUCUGAAGCUGAAGUCAAGAAUUUCUUUGAAGCAAGAUGUGGUGAGAUAUCCUGCUUGAGGCUUUUAGGGGAUCAAACGCACUCCACGCGGAUUGCUUUUGUUGAAUUCUUCAUGGCUGAAAGUGCAAUAAUUGCCCUUGAUUGUUGUGGAGAACUUUUGGGUACACAUCGCAUCAGGGUUAGCCCUUCGAAGACACCGGUCAGGCCAAGGGUUUACCGCCCGGGGGCACAGUAAAAAAAUCGGAUAUCCGGCGGGGAAGGACAACAGGUAUCUCUUAUCCUGAGAGAAGAGUGAGAACUUAAAAAUAUGAAGUUAGAGGGGGGAUUUUACUUGAGCAUUGAUUCUUUUUCCCCACUUGAGGAGACGAUGAACGAUUUUCUUCCUUUUUUUUUUUGUUGAUUAUAAAUUAUUGUUAUUGCAACCGAGUAUGGCAGUGUUGGAUGUUCUACUGCAAUUGUUCUAAAUUCGGAUGUUUUAUGACAAUGAAUGGUUCCUGAGAUGCUGUUUAGUCA